Molecule: messenger RNA, 537 nt
Organism: Penicillium verhagenii
Lineage: Eukaryota; Fungi; Ascomycota; Eurotiomycetes; Eurotiales; Aspergillaceae
Product: GPI anchored serine-threonine rich protein
Exons: 3
Coding region: 1-537 (178 amino acids)
Source: RefSeq, a predicted model, not a curated record
AUGCACUGCAUAAGAAGCCCCAUCGCGUUUCUACUUGUUGUAUCAGUAGGGCUUGUCAGCGCUCAAGAUGCGACACCCAGCCAGAGUCUAGCCCCCAGUGCCAGUAGUGGCGGACUAUGCGCAUCGCAAGAGGUCGUUGAUACAUGUGUCACCGUUAUGCAAGGUUCACUCUCUAAAUGCACGGAUAACGAUUGGGAUUGCAAGUGCUCUGGAAGUGCCAACAUCGCCAAUUGUUAUGAGGAUUGUCCCGAUGACCCAGCGCGAUUUUCGGCGAUAUUUAUGAGCGAACAAGACUGCGCCACGGCGAAUGCAUACGACAAGGGUAUAUCAUCGGUUGCGACGACUUGGACGACGCCGGGCCCCAACACUGUGACGGCUACUCCCACGGAUGUCGAAGUGAGCACCACCACCAAUACUGCGGGCCCAACAAAGUUGACUGCAUUGGAGGAUGCUAGUCCAUCAAAAGGAGCGGCAGCUAUGAAAUCUGCUGGCAGUUUAUUGGCAUUGUUGGGGUUGGGAGUUGGCGUCAUGAUUUGA